Molecule: messenger RNA, 2022 nt
Organism: Mya arenaria
Lineage: Eukaryota; Metazoa; Mollusca; Bivalvia; Myida; Myidae
Product: bile salt-activated lipase-like
Exons: 2
Coding region: 107-1723 (538 amino acids)
Source: RefSeq, a predicted model, not a curated record
AAGCAGCGAUGUCAGGUAUGUCAAUGUCACGAGAUUUCUCGGAGUGCCGUACGCAAAGCCGCCGACUGGGAACCUUCGUUUCAAGAGGCCAGAGGCAAAAGACGUGAUGAGGUCAGAUUAUGACGCCACAAUCAACCCGCCGCUCUGUCCGCAAACGGUAGGCAUGGACUCUGCGGUUCGAUGGUUUAACGUCAGCGAAGAUUGCCUUUAUCUUAACAUAUUCGUCCCUGGAAGUAGUCCGUCAAACAUCUCUGUACUCGUGUGGAUCCAUGGCGGCUCGUUUUACUUCGGCGGCGCGUACUUCUACUCAGGCGAUAUCCUGUCUACAUUCGGAGAUAUCAUAGUUGUUGUUGUCCAAUACAGACUAAACGUGUUCGGCUUCCUUAGUGACGGUUCAUCGGGAUCAGGGAACAUGGGGCUUUGGGACCAGAGUCUCGCACUGAAGUGGGUGCAGCGAAAUAUCGCGGACUUUGGUGGGGACCCCUCCCGUAUUACCGUCGGUGGACAGUCUGCAGGCGCCGCAAGCGCCAUAUACCAAGCAAUGUUUCAACAGAAUAAAGGCAACUUUCGAAGAGUUAUCGCUCAAAGUGGGACGCCCGUCUCAAGUUUGAACUUUGCACUCCAGCGCAGUCCGCAAACAGUGUUUCAAAAGUUUGCUUAUGAGACAAACUGCAAUAAAGGUGGCAUGGACGCUGCUUAUGUUUGUAUGAAAGGAAAGCCAAUGAAUGAAUUGCUGUCCAUUGCCGAGAAAAUAGAUGACCUACUCCCAGUCGUAGAUGGAACAUUCAUAGAAAAAGAUCCUCAAAAUUUAACCCAGGAGACUUCCCCUUAUUUCCGUGACAUUGAUCUUCUUAUAGGAUCAACAAGCCUUGAUGGUUACUUAUUGUUUCAGACAAUUGGGCAACCCGCUUUGAUUAACAGUGGUAUAAACGUAGAUGAAGGCGUAUCAAAAAUAUUUUUUGAACGAGUUGUACUUCCAAUGUCCCUAAGUCAAAUCUCAACUAAGACCGCGUCGGCAGCCUUUAUUGCAUCUGCCAUCAGUGAGUACUCAACCUCCAGCGCCUCCGAUGAUGACCCUGUGCUUGUUCGUGGAAAAAUAAUUGAGUUUGCAACGGACAUGAUAUUCAGAGUGCCUGCAAUGAUCGUCGCUAACGCCCACAGUUCCGGCGAAUUUCCUGGGCGAACAUUUCUUUAUGAAUUCGACUAUACACCGUACUUCGCUGUAAUUGACGUCCGCCCAUACUGGCUAAAGGGGGCCAAACAUAGCGACGAUGUUGGAUUUGUGUUUGGGUUUGUCGACAAUCUGAAGGUGUUACUAGGCUUAUCGCCUAACGUUGUGAUACCAGUUCCUGUUCCGGAUAAAGACAGGGCCUUGUCUGAAGCCAUGAUGACACUGUGGGCAGAGUUCGUAAAAAAGGGAGACCCUAAUCCAGCAAGUGCUCAGCACGAGUGGCCCGAAUACAGUUCUUCUAGCGGAGCGUUCUUCAGUUUUAACCCGAAUACAACGACGUCAGACACUGUCCAGCAUCAUCUCGUCACACCAUCACGUGUGAACUUCUGGGAAAAGACCGUCCCCUGCUUUAUUCGACUCGGGGCAGAAGGCACCUGCGAAAAGUGCAACUGUUACGGAGGUGGCGGCGGGAUGGACUCGGCAGGGAGCAUCAGACCCAUAUACCCUCUUAUACUAACUGCUGUCGUAUUUGGUGUGCUUUGGGCGCAAUAAUCUACAUCUUAUACUUACUAAUAACGGCAAAAGAAGAUGAAAAUGGACACAGUUAUUACAUUAACAAAUAGUAUGUGUUUCUGUGUUUAUAGCAAACUUGGCCGAGUGAUAUUUCUGAAAACUUCUGAGUGCUGCUCCAAUAGUAAAGUAUUUUACAAAAUGGGCAAACGCCGCUAUUUUAAACCAACAACAGCAACAACAUCAUGGCUAGCUAUUAUAUUUUGGGUUACACGAAACACUAUUGUGUAUUUCUACAGUUUCCUUUUGUACACUUAGUAUAUCAUAAAAUUAUAUUUCUG